UGCAUAUUUCCUGAAUGAUAUCCGCUUCCUUGUGGAGAAGUCGGCACAACUGUGUGUUUAUGCUCUGAACGCUCUGCAGUUCAGCAUCGAGCUAUAGCAGCACGAUGUCCAAUGCACCGAGACCCACGAAACCCCCACCACCUGUUCCAAAGCCUGGGAAUGUGAAAGUGGUCAGGGCUCUCUACCCAUAUGAAGCACAACAGCCAGAUGAGCUGACAUUUGAGGAAGGGGAGAUGCUCUACAUUCUUGACAUGAGUGACAAAGAUUGGUGGAAGGCAAAAUGUGGAGCUAGAAGUGGACUUAUUCCUAGCAACUAUGUGGAGGAGAACACCGAGUCAGUUGACAAUCCUUUGCAUGAUGCUGCUAAGCGAGGAAACAUGGACUUCAUGAAGGAGUGUAUUAGAAACAGAGUUUCAGUGAAUGGCUUGGACAAAGCUGGCUCUACUCCUUUGCACUGGGCAGCUCAUGGUGGUCACAUUGCUUGUCUUGAGACUCUGCUAAAGGAACCCAAGUGUGAAGUCAAUGUGCAGAACAAGCUUGGUGACACACCCCUGCAUUCUGCUGCCUGGAAAAACCAUGCAUCCGCUGUGCAACUUUUGUUAGAAAAAGGUGCAAGAGUGGACAUAAGAAAUAAUGAGAACAAGUUGGCUGUGGAUCUCACCAAGGAUCCAGAGGUCGCAGCAUUGCUACGAGAAGCUGCUGGUGUGCGAGCAUCACGCUACUGCAAUGACUAUGGGGAAGAAGAUGAAGAAGGAUCUGAUUGAACCACAUUGUGUUAUAUUCCACCUCUAAAUCUCAUAUGUUUCACAAUUCACUCUCUCUUCAGUAUGACAUUUCAUUUCUUGGAUACCUGUGCCUUAAACCAAAGCUUUACCUUGUUGGUAAAUGUGUACAAAUUGAUGUGAUCAGGAGGCUCCAGAUGAAAUUUCCUUUACGAAAGAGCCAUGGAAAAAUUCAUUUAAUCACUGGGUUUUACUUUUAAUAUAUUUCAUUAAUCUUGCAACAGUGGUGUAUUUGCCAGAUGUUUAGCGACAAAAAAAUCAACCUGAUUAAUAUACAUUCUUAUUUCCUGUUUUACUUAAACACCUGUUUAUCCUUUUUCUGUUCCUCUCUGUACCUCAUUGUGCAUGUACACAUACAUCAUUCAGUUCAAAUACAAAUUCUAGAAAUGUAAAGAAGGCAAAAAUGAAUGCUGAUCUCAGCAAGGUCCAAAAUGUCUGACGGUCUCCGUCAUAAGCAUUGCACUUUCAUAUUGUGCACAGAUAGCAAUGUUGGUCAUGAUAAUGGUAGGCACAUGGACAUCGACAUUUUCUCACUGUGAUUUAUCCUUAGUUGCUGAUGUGGCAUUGAGUACUGACAGCCAUUUUGUCAGCUCUUUGAUAAUGCUUAUAAUGUCAGCUGUUUCUGCUCAGGGUAACCAUACUUCACACAUGGUUUCAAGCUAAACCAGUAUAUUGUUUUAAAUAGGAUUUGGGGCUGAAUUUGAUAUAUGCAGAUUGUGUAAUAAAGAGUAGCACAGAGUCUCUUGAAAUAUAAAAAUGACACCAACUAAAUUCCUUAUUGCUUAGACAACAGAGUGCAAACUAUCAUUCGUGAAAUAUGUAAAUAUCUGGUGCCAGUGGCUUUCAGAGAGAAUACUGAAUAAAAGUUAAGAUUGUAUGGUUAAUGAACAAGAAACAUUUUUGAGAUGUUUAGUAUUUGUAAGUAGCUUGCAAAUUUUAUUUGCUAGUUUUAGCAAAAUGCUAGGAUACCAACACAGGAACACAAACAUUAAAUUUGGUAAGAAAGUUAGUUUGUCAUGAGUUUGAGAGAUUCAGCUGGGACCACAAGUACAAAUGAUGGAAGUUUUUGUUUUAGGAAGCCAUUCUAAGAACUGUCUGGUACCAUUGGUACUCUUUGGGACCAUGUUUGUAUUGACUUGCUCACUUGAUUUCAUGUGAUCUGUCUGGGGCUUGCUUUGAGUUAAAAAUAUUAUCUAUCGCAGUCUGGUUUUGCUAUUUAAAAUUUUCUCAAUAACCGUCAGGUACUUAGAAAUGCAGAAAUAGCUUUGCAUGAGAGUAUGAAGUACAAGUAUAAGAAUAGAGUUACAAACUCAUUAGAAAUAUUUGGGACAAUUAUCUGUAACAGUCAUGACAAUAAGUUUCUACACAAGUUUUUGUAGUGAAGUACUCUAAAGUGUGUGUGUGGUCUCCUGAGGUAAAGUUACAAAUUGUGGCCACGUUUAGCAAUAACAAAGUCGUCACAAUCAUGUGGAAUCAAUCAAAUGAUAAAUUUCAUUUCCAAGAAGAGCAUUUUUCUUAACCUUUCCCAUGCAGCAUGUUUUUAAAAGACUCGGAUUGGAUGAGAAGAAACAUUAUAUUCAGAGAAAAAGAAGCUUUGAGUAAAGUAAUUUUGGUAAAAAAAAAUAAAAAAAAAAAAAAAAAUUUCAUGGUCUGGGUAACUAGCACUUGAUAGAAGUUUUUUAAUUUUCUUAGCAGCAUUUGUUAGAACUUUACAUCCAGGUAGAUCUGAAUUUUGUUUUUUAACUGUCAAAAUACAAAUUUCUUACACAUUGUCUUUGAAGCUGUUUAUUCACUUUUGCAGAGAAUGCUUCCCUUAUUUCUUACCCAUGCGUAUGGAACUUGCUUUUUCUUAUAUGAAUAUAAUACUUUCAUCAUAUUUUGAAUUCCUUCUUUCAUUAGAAUUAUGUAAACUGUUCUAAUUCCAUGUAAUAUGCAAUGACCCCCAAAUAUGUAGAGUAAUAAUAACAAUAAUGUUCUGGUUGUAGUGGUGUGCACCAAGAGCUGCAACUCUUAUGGGUAUAUUCCAUUCCUUUGGCUUCUUGACAAGACUUGACAGCAAAAUUUGACAAUAUGGAUUUUUAGAGCUUUGUGCUAUAUGUGUUAGCUAAUUGAAAAUACUCCUUUCAAUCGUUCUGGGAAAUUGAGGCUGGCGGUGAUGUGCUGCCAUUGGAAGUAUAGAAGCAGGCUAAAAAUAUGGACAUCUCUUUGAGCAGGACCUGCUGACGCCAUUACAAAGUAAAAAAAAACAAACAAAUGAACAAAAAUUAAACUUCUCUAAAGAAAUUUUAGCAAAUGUUGACAAAGAUGAAAAAUUUAAAUUUAUCAAAAUUAGACAAUUAUGUCAAGAACAUAAAGGAAAUGAAAUUCUGUUCCUUUGUAUAUAAAAUUGCAAUAAGAUUGUAGUCAAUUCAGCAUUUUCAAAAUUAUAAGAACUAUUUUAACACUUUGUUUUUGUUGCAUGUCUGCAUAUGCACACACAGAGUAACUGAUAGGCCUUAUGUUUCUCUAUGCUGUGAUGAAAUUGCAAGAAACUCAAACCCUUGUUUUUGCCAACCGAUUGUUCAGUUUUCUUUGUUACUAUAUUAUUUGUCUUGUUGGAUCUUGAACAAUUUUAGAGAUUGUUGACGAAGUGAGCUUUGUAAUAAAUGAACAUAUAUCUGCAAAUACUAAGAAAAAUAUGUAAGAAACUGUUGAAAUUUUACUUAAUGUUAUUACUAAUUUGUUUUCUAGUCUCAUGUUCUCUUACAUCAUCAGUAUAUAAUAAAGCUGUGUUGACAUUCUCA
Messenger RNA from Pomacea canaliculata, 3565 nucleotides. RefSeq names its product osteoclast-stimulating factor 1-like. Lineage: Eukaryota; Metazoa; Mollusca; Gastropoda; Architaenioglossa; Ampullariidae. Bases 105 to 764 code for a protein of 219 amino acids. Gene Ontology annotation, molecular function: protein binding. The record is from RefSeq and is a predicted model, not a curated record. The transcript has 8 exons. Gene Ontology annotation, biological process: signal transduction.